Messenger RNA from Coccidioides posadasii C735 delta SOWgp, 944 nucleotides. RefSeq lists its product as uncharacterized. The record is from RefSeq and is a predicted model, not a curated record. Lineage: Eukaryota; Fungi; Ascomycota; Eurotiomycetes; Onygenales; Onygenaceae.
GUUGCUGACGGUUCUCGCAUUUAGGUUGGUGACGCGAAACCACAUGGCUGGGCUUUGCUACCCAAAGCCGAAAGCCCCGCAGCGGGCUCUUCUUAUCUAGCAGUUUGCUUCAUCAAAAAUCCGAGUGUGCAACCCGUCUUCAGCAAAUUAUAUUUUGAAAGGCAACCUCCACAGGUGACAUUGUUCGCAAUAUCAAUCAAGCUUCCCCACGCCCUAAGCCACCAACGAAGACCAUCCGAACGUCGAGAGUGUCAUGAACAAAAUCAACGAAUCUGUAUUCCAAAAGCCAAAAGCACAAGAUGAUAAGGGUCUAGAAGAGGAAGCAAAAUCCUUGUUGAGUGGAAAGGCCGUCACCCUUGAAACUGAAUAUUUCAAGGGGAAAAUGUUAGAUUCAAAUAUCGCCCCUGCGGUCCUUAUACACGGAGACGAGGGAGAGGGUGUCAUCCACUCACGCGUUGCAGAGGGCAGCAUUGAUAUACUUUCAACAGGCCCCAAAACAGGAAGCGGUCAAAGAAUCCUCAUUUUGAGUGAUGGACGUACUGGCCUCGUGUUUAGAAACGUACUAUUGCGACGUUUCGUCUGCCGAGGCGCCUGAUGCCUGGAGCAUCCACAGAUACUGAAUAAAGGAAUAACUGAAUUCCCUCGACACCUCGAUGUUGACGUUUAACCCAGAAGGCAGUUGAAGAUCGAUAUGGAUAUAUGGAGGUGUCAAAUUGAGAAGAGAGUAUGACAGCUGCAGGUUAGGCCCGCUGAUUCGAAGCAGCUCGCUGACAGCUUGCAGAUGGGGGAAAUCGGCAUGAUACGCAUGGAGGAAGCCCAUGAGCUGUGAAGAAAGGAAUAAUAUGGGCUCUUCGUCAGUCACAUUCACUGUAAAAGCUCCGAUGGAACCUUUGCUGUAUUAGUACAUUCAUGAAACCAUAGCCAGAUGCAGACGAACCUGAGCU